Aspergillus pseudonomiae is the source of this 1035-nucleotide messenger RNA. RefSeq names its product nucleoside-diphosphate-sugar epimerase. The coding region runs from base 1 to 1035 and encodes 344 amino acids. NCBI's taxonomy places the organism in Eukaryota, Fungi, Ascomycota, Eurotiomycetes, Eurotiales, Aspergillaceae. The transcript is spliced from 4 exons. The record is from RefSeq and is a predicted model, not a curated record.
AUGAAGACAGUUUUCAUCACAGGUGCCACUGGCUACAUCGGCGGAGAUGUUCUAUCUCAGUUAGCAGUCAAGCAUCCCGACCUCACGUAUAGGGUGUUAGUUCGCGGUGCGGACAAAGGCAAGCAAAUAAAGGCCCAGUACCCAUCGGUAGAGGUUAUCUACGGCUCUCUUGACGAUACAAACAUACUUGAGGCUGAAAGCGCCAAUGCCGAUAUAAUCAUCCACACAGCCGAUGCGGCCGAUCAUGUCGGAGCUGCCCAGGCAAUCCUGUCCGGCAUUGUCAAGGGACACACGGCUGAACAUCCCGCCUACUGGUUACAUACAAGCGGCGCUGGAAUAUUUAGCUACAUCGACACUGACAAUGGAACGUAUGGUAUUCGGCGUGAUAAGGUCUACAAUGACCUGGAGGGUAUAAAGGACAUCAUCACCAUCCCUGACCACGCUUUCCAUCGUAACGUGGAUAAGGUCGUGCUCGAAGCGGGCGAGAAGUAUUCCCGUAUCUUGAAAGCAGCUAUUAUAUCACCGACAACUGUCUAUGGUCGAGGCCGCGGACCGUGUUCCCAGCGAAGCAGGCAGAUCUAUGAAAUGGCAAAAUGGACACUCCAGCGAAAGAAAGCACCCAUCAUCGGCAACGGAGAGUCAUGUGGCUGUGAUAUCCACAUACUCGAUCUAACUAGCCUGUAUGAAUUACUCUUUGACGCCGCAUUGUCCGGGCAUGAUAGUCUCUGGGGUGGAGAGGCCUAUUAUCUCGCAGAGACCGAGGAGCAUUGUUGGGGCGAUCUAGCGAGAAACAUUGCACGUAUCGCAGCCGAAAAAGGUUACAUUCCUGCGGCCGAGGUAGAGUCCUUGCAUCAUAGCACUGCCACAGCGUGGGCAGGAUUUGAAGCCGCCAGCUGGGGCUUGAAUGUUCGCUGCCGUGCACAUCGGGCACGGAAGCUCUUGGGAUGGGCUCCAAAGCAGCCGAGACUGGAAGAAGAGCUACCAAGUAUUGUAGAUGGAGAAUGGCGCAACUUGCAGGUUGCAGAAGGCGUCUAG